CAUCCGGAGACAUCCAUUUUCUCUGGUAGCUGUUUACUUCUUCUUCUUCUUCUUCUUCUUCUUCCUCCUCCUCUGUUCGUCAAUCGCCGAUCUCGUUGCUUCAUUUUCCUUGAGAUCGAUUGGUACAAGUGUUCAUCCAAUGGUUGGAGGAGGAGUUAUCCGGCAGCUUCUUAGAAGGAAACUUCAUUCCCAAUCAGUCGUGAGCUUUUUCCCUGUUACAUCUUUUUGAUUUUCUGCUGUAGCUUAGGAUCUGUUUGAAGAUAGAAUCAUAUGAUUUGUUUUGGUUCUGUCUACACCUUCAUUGCUCUGAGAGAUUGUCCUUGAAGAAUUGUAACUGGAAUUGUUGUGGCGUUGGAGAUUUUGGGAUAUAAGAAACUUAGACUUAUUGAUUUGUGCUUCGAGAGUAUGAUUAAUAUUCGAUUUCUUUUCAGAAAAAGUAGUCUUUUGAUUUGUUGAGCAUACACCUUCUUGUGUCUUGGCCUUUUUUUUUGUUUUCUUACUGUUGUUCUGUAUUAUCUACCACCAUAGGCAACUCCGGUAUUGUCAUGGUUGUCUUCGAAGAAAGCGAAUGAAGAUGCUGGGUCUGCUGGUUUAAGAGCAUUUGCUCUCAUGGGUGCUGGUAUUACCGGAUUAUUGAGUUUUUCUACUGUUGCAUCUGCUGAUGAGGCUGAACAUGGUCUGGAGUGUCCUAACUACCCUUGGCCACAUGAGGGCAUUCUCAGCUCAUAUGACCAUGCUUCGAUCCGUCGUGGUCACCAAGUUUAUCAGCAAGUUUGUGCGUCUUGCCAUUCGAUGUCUCUGAUCUCAUACCGAGACUUGGUGGGUGUUGCCUACACAGAGGAAGAGGCGAAGGCCAUGGCAGCUGAAAUCGAGGUUGUUGAUGGACCAAAUGAUGAGGGUGAGAUGUUCACCCGACCUGGUAAACUCAGUGAUCGGCUUCCUGAACCAUACUCAAAUGAAUCGGCUGCUAGGUUCGCCAAUGGAGGAGCGUAUCCACCGGAUCUAAGUCUUGUAACUAAGGCACGUCACAAUGGCCAAAAUUAUGUCUUUGCUCUGUUGACUGGUUAUCGUGAUCCUCCUGCUGGAAUUUCGAUCAGAGAGGGGCUACACUACAAUCCUUAUUUCCCUGGUGGAGCAAUCGCUAUGCCAAAAAUGCUCAACGAUGAAGCUGUGGAAUAUGAAGAUGGAACUCCUGCAACAGAAGCACAGAUGGGUAAAGAUGUUGUAUCCUUCUUGUCCUGGGCAGCUGAACCAGAGAUGGAAGAGAGGAAAUUGAUGGGGUUCAAAUGGAUAUUCUUACUGUCUUUGGCUCUGCUUCAAGCUGCGUAUUACAGGAGACUGAAAUGGUCAGUACUCAAAUCCCGUAAGCUUGUUCUCGACGUUGUUAACUAAUCCCGUGAAGAUCACCUUUUCUCUGGGUAAUAAUCAUUAAUCUUGAAAGGGAUAAAUGGUGAAUCCCACUUUUUGUCUCAAAAGACAUGUUUCUUUGUUUAUUGUUUAGAAAGUCUAAUGAGGCAAAGAAGUAAAGCUUUUUUAACCUCAAGUCACACAUGAUUUUGAGAUUAUAUUAUUUCUUUUUGGUUUGUUGUCUCCUAAACCGGACUCGGUUUGUCUUAAUAAAAAUGUGGUUUUACAAUCUCUCUCCUAUUUGUAUAUCACAAAACAUGAUUUUGUAACUAUUAAAGUUAAAAAGUUAAAAUCUGUGGUCU
Molecule: messenger RNA, 1709 nt
Organism: Arabidopsis thaliana (thale cress)
Lineage: Eukaryota; Viridiplantae; Streptophyta; Magnoliopsida; Brassicales; Brassicaceae
Product: Cytochrome C1 family
Exons: 7
Coding region: 610-1392 (260 amino acids)
Biological process (GO): proton transmembrane transport
Cellular component (GO): mitochondrial inner membrane
Molecular function (GO): electron transfer activity; heme binding
Source: RefSeq, marked reviewed